Candidula unifasciata is the source of this 216-nucleotide messenger RNA. The record is from the annotation of a GenBank genome assembly. NCBI's taxonomy places the organism in Eukaryota, Metazoa, Mollusca, Gastropoda, Stylommatophora, Geomitridae.
GUAGAAAUGUAGCACUAAAACAGAGGACCACACAGACCAGUAUUUUUCCGUGGAUACCGAUGUCACAGUCCAAGAAUGCUGUUGAUGGCAACAGGGACAACAUUUUCGAACAUGGCAGCUGUACACAUACAAAUUAUGAUAACAGCCCCGCAUGGGCUGUGACCUUCUCCGGGAAACUAACAGUGAACAGAUACGUGCUCUACAAUAGAGCAUUAG